Molecule: messenger RNA, 3390 nt
Organism: Pelobates fuscus (common spadefoot toad)
Lineage: Eukaryota; Metazoa; Chordata; Amphibia; Anura; Pelobatidae
Gene: NAA60
Product: N-alpha-acetyltransferase 60, NatF catalytic subunit
Exons: 8
Coding region: 218-937 (239 amino acids)
Biological process (GO): N-terminal peptidyl-methionine acetylation
Cellular component (GO): Golgi membrane
Molecular function (GO): protein-N-terminal amino-acid acetyltransferase activity; histone acetyltransferase activity
Source: RefSeq, a predicted model, not a curated record
GCUGGGGAUUGACCCACUCGAGCUCCCGUAGCGGUGACAGCAAAACAACGAGCACUGGGGCGGAAGUAACGGGAAACAGCGUGACACCGGGGCCUCAGCUUUCUGUGCCGAGCGGUGGAUAACUGGGUGCAUGGAGCUACUUUAGACAUUGGUGGAAUUCGGGCCUCAGCUGGGUGAAGUGAUCCGGAGGCCUGUCUGCUCCGGAUACAAGGUGUGAAUGAGCAAGGAGGACGCGCCCGCUGCCCUUGCUGACACUGUUCUACGUUUCCUGUGCCAUGAUGACAUAAACACCGUGAAAGAGCUAUGUGCCGAUUGGUUCCCCAUCGAGUACCCGGAUUCCUGGUACAGAGACAUCACAUCCAACAAGAAAUUCUUCUCUUUGGCUGCCACGUACCAUGGACAAAUCAUGGGCAUGAUUGUGGCCGAAAUAAAGAGCAGGACCAAAGUGCACAAAGAGGACGGUGACAUUUUGGCUUCUAGCUUCUCCGGUGACACACAAGUAGCUUACAUCCUCAGUCUUGGAGUGGUUAAGGAGUUCCGCAAGCAGGGAAUUGGUUCUCUGCUAUUGGAGAGUUUGAAGAGCCACAUUACUAGUACAGCCCAGGAUCACUGCAAAGCCUUGUACUUACACGUCCUGACCACCAACAGCAGCGCCAUCCGCUUCUACGAGAAUCGUCACUUCCACCAGCACCACUACCUGCCCUGCUAUUACUCCAUCCGAGGUGUACUGCAAGAUGCAUACACUUAUGUCUUGUACCUCAACGGAGGACACCCGCCGUGGACAGUCAUGGAUUAUUUGCAGCACUUGGGUUCCGCUCUGGCCAGUCUAAGUCCUUGUUCCCUGCCACAAAGGAUCUACCGUCAGGCACACUCGCUACUACGAAACUUCCUUCCCUGGUCCCCCAAGAGUGGGAUUGAGUACAGUCGUACAAUGUGACCACAGGCUGUGAGCUUCGUUACAUCAGAACAUGACGUGUGGGCAUCCCAGUUUGUCUCCCUGCCCCUUUCGUCAGUCUCAACAUCUCCACCCAUGGGAACAGAACAUUGACCCACUUUCUUAGAGGACUGGUGCUGAAUAUUGCCCUUCUUCGUACAGGGUCCUGAUCUAAUCCCAGCAUGGAUCUGUAGGGUUUAUCACAGGGUCAAUAUUCUUGGCUGUCUAUGCCCUGAAUUUUUAUUUACAUGCAAACAUACACAAAAAUACCCUACAUGGACUCUGAAUGGGUUCCAACGAAAGGGAUGCCACUUAUUCCUUUUUACUGUUUCUCCUGCUUGUAACUGCUGCUUCCAUGUAAAUUCUCCCCAAAUCCUCCUUUUUAUUUCCGUAGCCUGUUAACCUAUUUAGCGCUGCUCCUGUAACAAAAAGAAAGAGGAUGUAUUAUUAUUAUGUCCUCAUUUUGCAGCCUGGUGCUGCAUGUUUUUCUUUCUUCGUUUUUUUUAAGUUUAUGGCUGAAAUACGUCAAAGUCUUUAUUGUGACACUUGCACGGGGUGUCUCAAGCAGACUGAGUGAAAGACUGUGAACCCAGUCCUCAUUCACAGCCUGGGAGCAUAGCAUUUCUUUACUAUGGCAAUAGUAAGUGUUGGAGGAUAUGACCAGUAACAAGUAAAUCUCAGAACAUUAUACAUCAGUUUUAUAAGACUAGCCUUGACCAGUUGCAGUUCUUGGAGGACAAUGUCUGAAGAUCUAGUCUUGCUGGACCUACUUUAGAAUGGGCAUAGAGUGACUAUCGUGUGGAGCAUGAAAGCACAUUUCUCCUGAUUGCCCGUUGAUGCUCAGCGUUUGUUCACAUGCUGGCCCAAUAACAUGAACUUGAAGUAUCGCCUCAAAAGAUAAAGAUCAAUUUUUUUCAUGAGUAGAGGAUGAAUACCGGAGAAGGUCACAGCUUGGCCAAAGUUCUAAAAGCCUGCUUUGUUGGAGAACUGUUUAGGAAUAAGGGUCAAACUUCAGCAUUGACAAGAAGCAACAUAUGGCACUUGAGCCGUGGCUGCCUUGUGCUUGCAAGAUCCUGUUGUGGAGCAUAGUGUCUGACUGUGUCUUGGGAGUGCAAGCCUCCCACAGUUGGAGUGCUUAUGUUUGCCCUUCCUUUCACGUAAUUAAGCAUUGUAUAAGGCGAGGAUAAGCCCAAUUUAUCAGAAGAGCCUCCAAGCAACAGAGAGAUGCAACUAUCUACAGGAUCCAAGGCAGCCGGUCUGACACUGUGUAUCAAAAUGUCUCUUCAUCAUUUGUAUACGUUUCCUUUUUUUUUUUUAAACACGGUGUACAAGCCACUGGUUGUUUUAACAAUUUACUUUAUUUUUAAUUCUGUAUGUGUACAGUCAGCCAGAUUUAAAGGGACAGUAUCACCUCAUAAGGAAAAUGUAUAAUUUACAUUCACAGCUGUAAAAUCUCCUACGUUUGCUCAAAACCCCUGAACACUGUAACACCUAAAUUAGGAAUUUGCAAGCAUGAAGAUCAUAAUUUCUCUCCCAUUUCCGUUCAGAAACUCUAAACAUAAAAAAAAUAGUACUGUCUUUAACGCCAAGAACCAUGACGCAAGUCGGUUUUACAUGUUCUUUGCUUUAGAAUUUUCUUUGUUCCUGUGCAGACUGAUUAGUCUAGUUGUAAUGAUUGUAUUUACAUUUAUUUAUUGGCAAAACGAUCCUAAACUUCUUCAGGGUUAUUCACUAAAUUGACAGCUUGGAAUUCAAAGGGAAUUUGAAAUGAAUUUCAAAUUUAAGGCCAUAAUAGCUAGACUGAAAACAUUGUUUAAGUCACCUAUGCUUCCAGAUCAGCUACUAUGGCCUUACGUUUGGAAUUCACUUUGAAUUCCCAACAAUUCUUACCCUGCUUAAAGGGGACACUAUAGUCAUCAAAACAACUUUAGCUUAAUAAAGCAGUUUUGAAGUAUAGAUCACGAUACUGCCGUCUCACUGCUUAAUUUUCUGCCAUUUUGAAGUUAAAUCACUUAGUUUAUGCAGCCCUUGCCCCACCUCCCUGCAUGUUACUUGCACAGCCUUCCUAAACACUUCCUGUGAAGAGAGACCUAAUGUUUAAACUUCCUUUAUUGAACAUUCUGUUGAAUCUAGAAUCUCCAGCUCUGUUAAUAUCCUGAUAGAUUUUUCAGGAGACUCCUGCAUGUGAUUAAGCUCAAGUUACAGAGCGGGAGAUAACUUACAAAGCAAGUUAACAUCUAAUUAAAAAUGAAACCAUUUUCUUUUUUUCUUUUUUUUCUUUUCAUACAGACUGUGUCAGUCACAGACAAGGGAGGUGUGGCUAGGGCUGCAUAAACAGAAACAAAAGUGAUUUAACUCUUAAAUGGCAGAGAAUUGAGCAGCGAGACUGCAGGGACAUGAUCUAUUCACCCAAACUGCUUCAUUAAGCUAAAGUUGAUUUGGUGACCAUAAUGUCC